Messenger RNA from Homarus americanus (American lobster), 626 nucleotides. RefSeq lists its product as uncharacterized. The transcript has 4 exons. NCBI's taxonomy places the organism in Eukaryota, Metazoa, Arthropoda, Malacostraca, Decapoda, Nephropidae. The record is from RefSeq and is a predicted model, not a curated record. Bases 75 to 626 code for a protein of 183 amino acids.
GGCUGCUUACACCGGCCGACAAACAACAAGACAUCGCCUUCUAUCAAGACCAACGCGGAGAAAGAAAAGCGUUCAUGAGUGGUAACGAUAAGAUUUUUGCCGCUAAGAAGAGAAAGCAGGAGGAACGAGUCGAGAAGCAAAGGUCGAAACAGGGAAGGUUCGCAGCCUGUGAACCAAGCAGCAGUGAUUCGAGACCUCAAACCUCUGUGGUGGCUGACACCCCAACGGAAGUAGAAAUGGAGAAAAAGGACACAGCGAUACAACCUGGCAGGUACACAUCAAAGCACCCUUAUGUGACGGUUCAGCUUCCACGUCGCAUUCUCCAAGAGCCAGCAUUAAAGGAACUCGCUGACCGUCUUCGGAUAUCCAAUAACGAAAUAGUUUCGGUGGUCGCAGCAGUGCUGCGCUCUGCUAACCCGCCAGGCGAUCUGUUUGAGUUCCGGAUCUCGAGAGAGACUGCGAGACGGGCGCGAGCUUCACACCGUCGUCAGGUAGCUGCCGCACAAAGGGAAGCCUUCACGCCUCCACCACAUGCAGUGGUGCACUGGGAUGGUAAGCUGGUUAAGAACGUCGUGGGAGAAGAAGAACACCGACAGGCCAUCUUCAUCUCAGGGCGCGAACUGUAA